Molecule: messenger RNA, 1797 nt
Organism: Acytostelium subglobosum LB1
Lineage: Eukaryota; Evosea; Eumycetozoa; Acytosteliales; Acytosteliaceae
Exons: 2
Source: RefSeq, a predicted model, not a curated record
AUGGACAUUGCCAAUACCUCUUCAUCUUCCACUACAACUACCAAUAUUAUUAAUAACAAUAAGAUUGAAGUCAAUAAUAGUUAUAUAUCCUGUAGUCCAGACCUUACACCAUUAUACUCACCAACCAAAUCUACAACACCUUCAACAACAACAUCAACAUCAACUAUACAAUUCACUCGAAGGACUUCCUUGCUGUCCGACACAUUCAAGUCUUUAAACAACAACAAUAACAUCAAUAAUAAUAGCCAUAUCAUCAACUUGAGCGGCAGCAAUAACAACAACAAUAUUAACAUUGGCAGUGAAGUAGGCCAGAGUAAUACAGUCGUGGAGAACAAUACACCUACAACUCAACAACCAACAGAACAGAUGAGUGGAUCAUUUAGAGAGAAUGCCAUCGAUCAAAGUGAUAUGAAACAUCUGCUGUCAUCACAGAUCAACAGUCGGGAAAAGGAAAUUGAACGACUGGCAAGGAUUGCCGAACGUGACAAGUUGGACUCAAUGUCCUAUCUCCAACAGAUAAACGAGUUUCGUGAGAUAUUGGCCGCAUUCCUCAAGGACUUUUACACGGACGAGACCAACGCAGAGACGCUGGAGCGCAAGAAGCACAUCGAGACCACCACCACACUCCUCAUCAACCUGGCGGAUGGCAGUCACAACAAUGGUAGCACCAGCAAGUCCAUAUUCAAUUCUCCGACAGUCUCAAGGGCAAUGGGCGGAGGUGGAGAACCAUCAAAGGAGUUGAUACAAUCGAUGGCAUUUUGGGAGCACACUCAGACCCAAUCACCUUCUACUUCUACAUCACACUUGGUUGUCAACAAUGAUGCACCACUGGUGGAGACUAGCAAUCCUGAGGAGUCGGUCGGCAACUUAGUUUCCUCUUUCCAGAACAAGGACGAGGAGCUCGAGCGUGUCAAGACCAGACAGCAGUCACUGCUGGCAAAGUCACAAUACCUCAAGGACAAGUACAACGAGAUGUCCACACUCUUGCAAUCCGAGAGGGAUCAUUGGAAGUCACGAAUUGACCAAGUAAGGAAGGACGUCGAGUCCAAGGAGAAGGAUAUAUGCAGACUGUUGAUGGUUGCCGAGACCCAAAAGAAAGCAUCAAUCGAAUACAUUGAUCAAAUAACCAAACUCUCAAAGCAAUUCAAUAUAGAUGAUAGCAAGAAGAAACAUGACUAUGACAUUGUGGCAUUCACAGAGAUGGGCGACCUAUCUCAAUUCCAGAACCUUCCAUUGUCUCCAUACUGCGAAGCUGAUCAGCUGCAACAGGUUAGACCACAGAAGCCUAAACAUGUUGUGGCAGCAAACAUCAACAUCAACAACAGCAACUCCAACAUCACCAACAUCAUCAGUCCAAACAACAAUAUCAACAAUAUCAGUAGUAGUCCAACUAAUAUCAAUGUACAUAUCAAUGAAACCGAUUCACAGAAUAGAUCAAUCCAGGCACAGUCAUCAUCUAUAUCCAUACCUCGUGGAGUGGUCCGACGUAACUCAGAGACAAUGUCACCAAGCACAUUGGCCCACUUGUCACGCGCAUCUCCAUCCUCGCAUCAUCUUCAUCAACAGCUCGUUGUUGGUUCUCCCACUGAUGUGAUCAAUCACAAGCUCCAGGAGAUAGACAGGACAUGCAAGUGCGCCUCGCAAAAGGACAAGGAGCUGUUGAAGAUCAAGAAGAUUGCCGAGGCUGAGCGCACCCGGUUCGCCAUCCUCAAGGACAAGUACAACGACCUAGUCAGCGAGAUCAAGAUCACUCAACAACACAAUCUGGCCUGUGAGAAAUACUUGGCCAAGAUCUCA